AUAAAUAAAUGUUAAAAAAAAAAAUUAAAAAAAAAAUAAAUUUAAUCAAACUUCUCAUUACCAACUUUCCCCAAUUUAUAUUCCAUAGAAAACACUUUCAAAAUGUAUAUCAUAUAAUCCAUAUUGCAAGUCGUAAAUGAAAUACAAUUAUAUGCCCAUAAUUUCCUGAAAAGUCCUUUUAAGAUCGGUUCUUAACAGAAUCAAGUGAAAUUGUAGCAAUUACGUAGGCAAAAAGAAGGAGGUGUCAUAUUUUUUUUUUGUUACUAGAGUGAAUACAAUAAUGAUUCUCUGUGAUUAAUCAAGUCUGCCAUUAGCUUGUCACUGUUAAUUCUAAAUGGUGUUUCUGACAAAAUUCCACAGUGGAGAAGUGGUUAGAUACUUCUUUAGAGUAGUGUGAUACUGGAAAAGAAGGUAGGUAAUAGGACAUCGUGAAGAGAUUGCUGCUAUUAAUAAUAGCUUGAUGAGAACUCACUGUGUGCCAGUCCCCGUGCUAAGUGCUAAUAGCCCAUUGACAAUAAUCCUGCAAGGUGUCUCGCAUUAUUGCCUCUGAGACACAGAGAAAUCCAGUCCCUUGCCCAGUCACAAAGGUAGGAAAUAGCUGAUCCAGAACUUCAACCCAGCCAGUUUGCCACUUAGACGCAUGCCCUUUAGGUUUGCAUCAAACCAUCCCUGACAGGAUUUGGCUUCUAGAACUGAUUCUACCGUUAAAGCGUGAGGUGGGCAAAUUUAUUUAAUUUUUGCUUUUAUAAUGACUUCUGAUAAUCCUUUUCCAUCCCUUGUAACUCUGAAUUGUUAUUCAUCAGGAGAAUCAAGAUUAUGACUUUUGACACCUUGAGUAGCCCUUUUCCCCGAUGGACACAAACGUGCGUGGUAUCUCUAAUGAUAUUGAGAGAUUAAUUAGCACUUUAGGACAAAUGAGUGGCAAAUUGCUGACCCAGGGUAAAUAAAGUGAGGCGCAGAUUUUAGAGGACUUGGGUUUUAAUAUCCUCGCGGUAUCGAUUUUAUUAUUUCUCCCUGCUGGCUUCUGUGAAGUUGAAGGAAGCUGGUGGCACGGCACAUCGAUUUCACCACUCUUUGUUUCUCCAGACUGGAGAGCACACAGGCAUGCACUUGUAAGAAACACUUCUCGUUUAUGAGGUGAUGCAUCCAUCUUCAAAAUGACAGGAAAUCAAGAUGAUUUUUGUCUGUGGGGCUUAAUUUAUUAAAAUGCAAUUUGCUCCUGUGCUUUUGCUCCAAGAGCCCUGUGCUAGCAAACUAGCUAUAAUUAGAUUAGCAGCCUGCUAAGCGCUGGUGACAGCCUGCGCCUCAGAGAGCAUGUGCUGGAUUCUGCAUGAGCCUCUCCUCAUUGGUUGCUCGCCCUGCUGCUCGCCAGUUUGAUAGGUUUCCACAGUACUCUUUAUGCUGCAUUGGAGACAUAGAUACAGAGAUACUCUACUGUGUUCUUGCGACGGCGGAGGUGCUUGGCUGCUGACAGUAAAGGAGGAGGAAGGCACCGGAGAGAAGGUGUCCGUCUUUGUUGUGGUUCAUCGGAGGCACCGGCUGCCGGCUCCCGGAGGUCACUGGAGAAGUUUCAGUUCAUGCUCUGCCUGCAGUCGAACACAAAGACCCGGAGGAGACUCCCACGUCGUUCGGGGAGAAGAAAGGAGGCGGCCGGGCGCAUCAGAGGCACUCGUGGCUCGUGGCCUUCCGGAGAAGGGGGCGAGCGGAUCGGAGGCGGGGGGCGCGGGGGGCGGUCGGCGAGCCGUGAGAUGAGGCGCCGCCGCCGCUGUUGCUGCUGCUGCUGCUGACGACUCCCAGACCCCAGGCUCCGUGCGCCGCCCUGCGUGCUUCAUGUACAUGUGUCUGCCCCGCGCACCCGGAGGCGCCCAGACGAGAAUCCAACACGGCUGCCGGGGAGAGGCCACCCACCAUGCCCACGGAGACGCUCCAGACAGGUAGCAUGGUGAAGCCGGUCAGCCCCGCGGGCACCUUCACCUCGGCCGUGCCCCUGCGCAUCCUCAACAAAGGCCCCGACUACUUCCGCAGGCAGGCCGAGCCCAACCCCAAGAGACUCAGCGCCGUGGAGAGGCUGGAGGCCGACAAGGCCAAGUACGUCAAGAGCCAGGAGGUCAUCAACGCCAAGCAGGAGCCCGUGAAGCCGGCCGUGCUGGCCAAGCCGCCCGUGUGCCCCGCGGCCAAGCGCGCCCUGGGCAGCCCGACGCUCCGCGUGUUCGGCGGCCACGCCAAGACCGAGAGCGGCGUGCAGAGGGAGACCCUGAAGCUCGAGAUCCUGAAGAACAUCAUCAACAGCUCGGAGGGCUCCAGCUCGGGCUCGGGGCACAAGCACAGCGCCCGGAACUGGCCGCCCCACCGGCCGGACUCCGCCGACCUGCAGCGGCACUCGUUCGCCGAGUCCCUGAAGGUGUACCCCACGCAGGGCCGCGGCAGCCCGCAGGAGGGCGGCUCCCACGGGGGCCGGCGGCUGCUGGAGCCGGCGGCCGAGUCCUUCCUCCACGUCUCGCACAGCUCCUCGGACAUCCGCAGGGUGACCAGCGCGAAGCCCUUGAAAGCGAUCCCCUGCAGCAGCUCCGCGCCCCCCCUGCCUCCCAAGCCCAAGGUCGCGGCCGCGGCCACCGCGAAGUCCCCCGAGGCCGACGCGGUGGAACCGGCCUGCGGCGUCAGCCGGAGGCCCUCGCUCCAGCGGUCCAAGUCGGACUUGAGCGACCGGUAUUUCCGGGUGGACGCGGACGUGGAGAGGUUCUUCAACUACUGCGGACUGGACCCCGAGGAGCUGGAGAACCUCGGCAUGGAAAACUUUGCCCGGGCCAACUCCGACAUCAUAUCCCUCAACUUCCGCAGCGCAAGCAUGAUCAGCUCAGACUGCGAACAGUCUCAGGACAGUAACAGUGACCUUAGGAAUGACGACAGUGCCAAUGACCGGGUGCCCUACGGCAUCUCUGCCAUCGAAAGAAACGCGAGGAUCAUCAAGUGGUUGUAUAGCAUCAAACAAGCCAGAGAGUCACAGAAGGUCUCCCACGUGUGAGACAGAAAGGCCGUGGGAAGGAGGGAGGGGUGGGUCUCUGUCUGUGCAUCCGCAGUCGUGAAGGGUGUGAGGUCUCCUUGAAGUGUUGUGAGCUUCUCCACUCUCUUUGUGUUGCUUGUUGUGCAAUGUUUCCAAGUUGCAUGCCUGUCAACAUGGGGACCGACCCGGCUUCCACGUCCACCAUCGCUGCAGAGCCCGGCUGAACGCACGUCACCUGCCAAGAGUUUGCGGCCAGAACCCAACUAGGGCUUCGAUCUUUUGAGCAAAACUGUUUACACGAAAAACGGUAGACAACUUCUUCGAUAUUUAUGUGGUUCUUGUGUUUUUCUAUCCCGCGCUAUUGUGUCUUAAUUAAAAAUCUCAUCCACUGGCUUUUAAGUUGAGAGGAGAACCGUUUCGAAGUAAAAAGCCAAUUUGCCUACACGCGAGACCCAAACGGUGGGGAAGGAAAUGGGAUCUGCUACCAAACGGAUAACAGUGACUGACCUGAGUGAGAGAACCAGGCUGGGUUUUCUGAGGAAGAAAAGCGGUGAGCCUGAUGUUAAGCGUUCGCGUAUUGGAAUUCUCCUGCCACUCGUUAAAGUAAUGGGGCAACCGUGCUACGUUCUGUGUCCGACUCCGUGUGUAAAAUGUUGGUGCUUCUGUGUAAUACUGACCCCGAGGAAAGACAAUCAGAUACAACGAGGGCGAUUAAAUCUAGGAGUCCGGGGGUUGGGGGUUUUGUUGAUGUUCUGAUUUGGGUUGAUUCCAAAAUUCCUACUAUUAAUCUUUUGACGGGAAUGGCCAUCCUAAAGCUGAUACUAAAUGUCUUAAAAAACAAAACAAAACAAAACAAAAAGGUUUUUGAUCAAGAACUGAUUCUAUGCUGAUUCUCUUCCCUCUCUCCUCCCCUUCCUGCGUUGUUGAUUUAUUUGGGAGAGGGGGGUGGGGCUUGAGCAGGUUUGAGUUCUCUGAAGACAUAAACACAAAUGGAAAUACCAGCCAUAUCAGUAUAGAGCCUCCCAUGCAGAAGUGAAUACCUUCCGUAGCUGAACCAUAUCCGAGCAGUGCGAUUGUGUUGUCUUGCCUAUGUUAUUCUCUCAGGCUGUGGACCUUUGUUACAGCUCUAGGAAACUGUAGAGACAUGAUGCCAUGUAGCUUCCCGUCCCCCCCCCCGCCCCGCCCCCCCGCCUUUGGUCUCUAGUGCUGCCUAUCACCUUAUUCCCCGUUUUCCCCAGUAACCUGUCCCGCAGGUGGUUAGUUAGCUGUGGACCAGCUGAUAGUCGCGGUGCGGUCGCAGAGAGGUAAACGUGUGGCAGUCUGCUUCAUUGCUCUGUACUCAUGCCCCGAAGUUCUCAGCAGCACUACCUUAGACUUCAUCGGCUAAUGGGAAACUUUUUAUGGUGUAAAUGCUGUAAGACUUUGUACAUACUUCAGUUGUUAUGAAAUCUUUAAGAAACAAAAAAAAAAAAGUUACGCUAAUAAAUAGCUCUGGUGCAGGCA
Molecule: messenger RNA, 4504 nt
Organism: Felis catus (domestic cat)
Lineage: Eukaryota; Metazoa; Chordata; Mammalia; Carnivora; Felidae
Gene: FAM110B
Product: family with sequence similarity 110 member B
Exons: 2
Coding region: 1910-3022 (370 amino acids)
Source: RefSeq, a predicted model, not a curated record